Messenger RNA from Chrysochloris asiatica (Cape golden mole), 3189 nucleotides. It is a transcript of the gene LIPE, whose product is annotated as lipase, hormone-sensitive. Bases 1 to 3189 code for a protein of 1062 amino acids. Lineage: Eukaryota; Metazoa; Chordata; Mammalia; Afrosoricida; Chrysochloridae. The record is from RefSeq and is a predicted model, not a curated record. Gene Ontology annotation, cellular component: cytosol. The transcript is spliced from 10 exons. Gene Ontology annotation, biological process: triglyceride catabolic process; cholesterol metabolic process. Gene Ontology annotation, molecular function: triacylglycerol lipase activity; sterol ester esterase activity.
AUGAGGGAAACAGCAGUGGGGUCCGGUUCUAAGUCAGCACCUAAGUCAGACUGGGAAUCUGAGUCACCUCAGAAACCCAAAACCCAGCCAGAGCCUGGGUUAGAAAGGAUACCUACAACCCAGUCAGGAUCUAAGGCUCAGCAGGAAUCCAGUGUUCAACAGGAACCUGUUUUACAGCAAAGACCCUUCACAGAGCAAAAGUCCCUUGUCCAACAUGAAGCUGAAUCCCAGCAAGAACCUAGAGCCCACCAAAAAUCAGCUUCACGGCAGGAGCCUGAACUACAGCAGUCGCCUUCCAUGCAAGAGGGGCCCUUUACUCAACAGGAAGAUGUCUCGAAACAGGGGGGGAAAGAAGCAACAACCCAACAGGAAACAGAAUUGAGAGCAGAACCUGUAGCCCAGUCAAGACCUGUGUCAGUCAAGCCACCUCUAGCUCAAGGGGCAGCUGAAUCAACACCUAGAUCUGGACACAAACGGAAACCUCUGGCCCAAACUGAAUCUACAUCCCAAGAGAGAUGUGAACAAGAGCCAGACCCUACUACCCAACAAACCUCUUCAGCCAGAUCCCAACAGGGAUCUUUGACUGAGUGUGGCUUUCUAGCAAAACUACAAGAAUUGUCCCUAGAGCAAUCUGCCGCAGAAUGGAAGACGUUUUUCGAGUGGGCCACAGAUUCCGAGUCAGAAUCAGAUCUGGGAUCUCUGUUCAAGACAGAUUCUCCAGCCUCCAAGGAAGACACUGUGGCCCAGAGAAGGAAGUUGCCCUCCCAAGGAAAACCUGGGUGUGAAGUGGUGUCCAAAUAUGAUAGGGUAUCCUCAUCUGGGAAGAGACCCAAGAUCCAGAAUAACAAAAACUACCGGAACACAGCCUCCCGACUAACACACGGCAUGGAUCUGCACACCAUGACGCAGUCGCUGGUGGCUCUGGCAGAGGACAAUAUGGCUUUCUUCUCCAGCCAGGGCCCAGGGGAGACAACACGGAGGCUACUGGGCGUCUUUGCAGGUGUGCGGGAGCAGGCACUGGGGGUAGAGCCAAUCCUGGGCCGCCUGCUGGGCGUAGCUCACCUCUUUGACCUGGACUCAGAGACACCUGCCAACGGAUAUCGCAGCCUCGUUCACACCACCCGCUGCUGCCUGGCCCACCUUCUCCAUAAAUCACGCUACGUGGCCUCCAACCGCCGCAGCAUCUUCUUCCGUGCCAGCCACAACCUGGCUGAACUGGAGGCCUACUUGGUUGCCCUCACCCAGCUCCGAGCUCUGGCUUACUAUGCCCAGCGUCUGCUGGCCAUCAACCAGCCUGGGGGACUCUUCUUUGAGGGAGAAGAGGGCUUCAGUGCCGAAUUCCUGCAAGAGUAUGUCACAUUGCACAAGGGCUGCUUUUAUGGCCGCUGCCUGGGCUUCCAGUUCACGCCUGCCAUCCGGCCGUUCCUACAAACCAUUUCCAUCGGGCUGGUAUCCUUUGGGGAGCAUUACAAGCGCAAUGAGACAGGCUUGGGUGUGACCGCCAGCUCCCUCUUCACAAGUGGCCGCUUCGCCAUCGACCCAGAGCUGCGCGGGGCCGAGUUUGAGCGGAUCAUACAGAACCUGGACGUGCACUUCUGGAAAGCCUUCUGGAACCUCACGGAGAUCGAGGUGCUGUCGUCUCUGGCCAACAUGGCAUCAACCACUGUGAGGGUCAGCCGCCUCCUCAGCCUGCCUCCUGAUGCCUUUGAGGUACCUCUGACUGCUGACCCUAAGCUCACCGUCACCAUCUCACCCCCACUGGCUCACACGGGUCCCGCGCCCGUCCUCGUCCGCCUCAUCUCUUACGACCUUAGGGAAGGACAGGACAGUGAGGAACUCAACAGCCUGGUGAAGUCUGAGGGUCCACGGAGCCUAGAGUUGCGGCCGCGGCCCCAUCAGGCCCCCCGAUCACGCUCCCUGGUGGUGCACAUCCACGGUGGUGGCUUCGUGGCCCAGACCUCCAAGUCCCACGAGCCCUACCUCAAGAGCUGGGCUCAGGAGCUGGGCGCCCCCAUCCUCUCUAUUGACUACUCUCUGGCCCCUGAGGCCCCUUUCCCCCGGGCACUUGAGGAGUGCUUCUUUGCCUACUGCUGGGCCGUCAAGAACUGCGCCCUGCUUGGCUCAACAGGAGAGCGGAUAUGCCUUGCUGGAGACAGUGCAGGUGGGAACCUCUGCUUCACUGUGUCCCUUCGGGCCGCAGCCUAUGGGGUGCGGGUGCCAGAUGGCAUCAUGGCGGCCUACCCUGCCACCAUGCUGCAGUCCGCUGCCUCACCAUCCCGCCUCCUGAGCCUCAUGGACCCUCUGCUACCCCUCAGCGUGCUCUCCAAGUGUGUCAGCGCCUAUGCCGGUGGGGAGACAGAAGAGCACUCUGACUCAGGCCAGAAGGCGCUAGGCAUGAUGGGGUUGGUGCGGCGGGACACAGCCCUGCUCCUCCGAGACAUCCGCCUGGGCGCCUCCUCAUGGCUUAACUCCUUCCUGGAGCUCAGCGGGCGCAAGUCCCACAGGACUUCCUCAGUGCCCUCUGCCACAAUGCGGCGCAGCGUAUCAGAGGCAGCGCUGGCCCAGCCCGAGGGCACGCUGGGUGGCGACCCAGUCAAGAGCUUGACAGUGCAGGACCUGAGUCUCAAGGACAGCUCCGGGACAUCAGACACCUCCGAGCUGUCACUGUCGGCUGAGACACUUGGCCCCUCCAAGCCCUCGGACGUCAACUUCUUACUGGGGUCGGAGGAAGUGCCGCCAGAUGAGCCUAAGAUCGCUGAUGAAAAGCACACCCAGGACCUCUCCCACAAGGUCACCUUCCCAGAGGGCUUCCAUCCGCGGCGAUCGAGCCAGGGAGCCACGCGGAUGCCCCUCUACUGGUCGCCUAUCGCCAAGAACCCCUUCAUGUCACCGCUGCUGGCUCCGGACAGCAUGCUGCAGACCCUACCACCCGUACACAUCGUGGCGUGUGCGCUGGAUCCCAUGCUGGACGACUCCGUCAUGUUUGCGCGGCGGCUGCGUAGCCUGAACCAGCCCGUGACGCUGCGCGUGGUCGAGGACCUGCCGCACGGCUUUCUGAGCCUGGCCUCGCUGUGCCGCGAGACGCGAGAGGCAGCUGCGCUGUGCGUGGCGCGCAUCCGCCUAGUCCUCACCCCGCCGGGCCCCGCCGCGUCCGCUCCCGCCACAGCGCCGCGCACACCGCCAGCCUGA